Molecule: messenger RNA, 1934 nt
Organism: Orbicella faveolata
Lineage: Eukaryota; Metazoa; Cnidaria; Anthozoa; Scleractinia; Merulinidae
Molecular function (GO): N,N-dimethylaniline monooxygenase activity; NADP binding; flavin adenine dinucleotide binding
Source: RefSeq, a predicted model, not a curated record
CGCAUGAAAAACUGACGUCAAUUUGUUAACUUGUGGGUGAUGUAACUGAAUCUUUACUAGAUUAUUUUUGAAAAUAAACCGGGUUGGACUACUGACGCAUUUUGGUUUGGCUUUGCGAACAAUAAAUUAAGAACAGCAGCAAUAUGACCGUACAAGGCUUUCUCGAAGGCCCGAUUGUUAGCUGUUCAUGAAAGAGGAUGCUCUCCACUCUCGUGCUGUGUCCUGCCUCUCGCGCGACGUUUUGUAACCAGGUCUAUCACAUAUUUCUGGCAGGAAAAGGAUUGAAAAUCGAAGAUGCCUCAACUGAAGCGUGUUUGUGUGAUUGGAGCUGGACCCAGUGGCAUGUCAGUGUUGUAUCAUUUCAAUAAACUGAAGACACAAGGAAAAGAAAUUCCAGAAAUAGCGUGCUUUGACAAGCAAUCAGACUGGGGAGGACUCUGGAAAUACUCCUGGGAGACUGACACUGAUCAAUAUGGCGAACCUGUUCAUGGAAGUAUGUACCAAGGAUUGUGGUCCAAUGGUCCUAAGGAAGGUUUGGAAUAUCCCGACUAUACCUUUGACGAGCAUUUUGGGAAACCAAUUUCAUCCUACCAGCCUCGGGAAGUGCUGUACGAUUACCUGAAAGGUCGAUGGUCCAAAAAUAAUCUUCGUCCUUGGAUUUCCUUCAACCAUGUUGUCCGUCAUGUGACCUACAACGACGCCACCGACGAUUUCUCAGUGGUUGUGAAAAACCUUUCCGAAGACCGGGUGCUUCCUGUUCAAACGUUUGAUAAUGUCAUCGUUGCAACUGGGCACUUCUCUGUUCCCAACAUCCCUUCAUUUCCUGGAAUAGACAAGUUCUCUGGCCGGGUUUUACACUCGCACUCUUUCCGGAAUGCCUCUCACUUUAAGGACAAGAACGUUCUCGCGGUAGGCUCAAGCUUAUCUGCAGAAGACAUCGCCAUCCAGUGUCUCAAGUAUGGUGCGAAAAGCAUCGUUUGCACUUGGCAAACAAAGCCCACGGGUUUUCCUUUUCCCCCUGAGAUAACAGAAAGACCCCUGUUGACCAGGAUCGAAGGUAGCACAAUCCAUUUCAAAGACGGCUCCUCAACAGAAGUUGACGACAUCAUUUUGUGCACAGGGUAUCGUUAUUCCUUCCCGUUUCUUGAAGAUGAUCUGCGCCUGAAGACCGUUCUUAACCUGUACCUCAUGGGACUCUACAAGGGCAUUUGCUGGACCCAGGGAGGAAACAGCAAGCUUCUGUACGUGGGAAUGCAGGCUCAAUACUAUACCUUCAUCAUGUUCGAUGUACAAGCCAAAUGGGCGGUGGAUUACAUCACAGGAAAGCUUUCCCUUCCAGACAAGCAAACCAUGGAGAGUGACUGCCAGAAAUGGCUUGCCAGAAUGUGUCCUUUAAAGGAUCAUCACGACAACAUUGAUUACCAAACUGCUUACGUUGCUGAUCUUGUUAAAGAAUCAAACUAUGGCUUCGACUUGGAUUGCUCAGAAUUACAACACGCGUGGUACAAAUCCAAAACGGUGAACAUCACGACUUACAGAGAUCAGCGCUACACAAGCAAGUUCACCGGAACUAAGGCACGAGCUCAUCAUCCACCAUUUAUGAAAGCAUUUGAUGAUUCCAUGCAGACUUAUCUCAACGCCUGCGAAUAAAAAUGGCCUUUUAUAAGUACUUUUUGAAAGUACUCUCCGCAGUAGUUUCCGCAGCUUAUGCUGUUCAGCCGGCAUUUCUCUGUAACAAUUUUUAACCUUUUUACAACUUUGCCGGAAAUGAUUAGGUACACGAAAUCUGCUCCACUUUCUUCCAAAUCAGGAGACAACAAAGCUCAACAUGAAGUGAGCUUGGUUAACUAAAGGAAAAUUGUAAACCCCGUGGUAAUGUAUGAUGAUGUAGUUAGUGAGUUUAAAAUUCAAUAAAAUUAACAUGGAGCACUGGU